Molecule: messenger RNA, 942 nt
Organism: Ustilaginoidea virens
Lineage: Eukaryota; Fungi; Ascomycota; Sordariomycetes; Hypocreales; Clavicipitaceae
Exons: 2
Coding region: 1-942 (313 amino acids)
Biological process (GO): regulation of transcription by RNA polymerase II
Cellular component (GO): nucleus
Molecular function (GO): cyclin-dependent protein serine/threonine kinase regulator activity
Source: RefSeq, a predicted model, not a curated record
AUGGCCCAUCUCACCAACCCCCUCGCCACCCCGUCCCAGCUGUCCGGCAAGUUCUCCCUGUCGUCCCUGCCGCAGGACCUCUGGGAGUCCGUCUUCAUCGCCACGCAGUGCCUCACCCAGGCCGCCGGCCAGCUUCUCGACCUGCCCCAGUCCGUGACGGCGCAGGCCAACGUCCUCCUGGCCAGGUACUGGCUGGUCGACUCGCCCAUGGCCCACGAAUUCAGCGACGUGUCCGCUGCGGCAGUCUACCUCGUCGCCAAGCUCGGCCCGCUGCCUCGCUCGCCGCGCGACGUCUCCAACGUCUACUCGUACCUCGUCUCCAGCCGCUCCGUCCUCUUCAGGCCGGGCCACGCGCCGCCCGCCUGCGGCCCCCGGCCGCACUUGGUCUCCGAGCCCGACUACCUCGCCUUCCAGACCCGGCUGCUGGCGCUCGAGGCGCGCAUCCUCUGCUGCCUCGGCUUCAACGCGCACGUGGCGCUCCCCCACGCCCUCGCCGUCACCUACCUCCAGACGCUCGACUUCCUCUCCCAGCCGAGGGCGGCCGUGUCCCGCAGGGCGGUGCAGUACCUCAACGCGGCCCUCUUGUCCCCGCAGCUGCUGUACCUGACGCACCAGCCCAACCUGCUCGCCACGGCGGCCGUCUACAACGCCGCGAGGGACCUCGGCGCCAAGAUGCCCGAGUGCGAGUGGUACGAGGUCUUUGACGGGGACCGCGAGGAGCUGGGCUUCCUGGUUGUCGGCAUGCGGAGCUUGGAGGGCCUGAUGCGGCGGCGCAAGGAGGACGCGCCGCACCUGUUUGACGGCAUGCCCACGAGGAGUUUUGUCGAGGAGGAGAUGAGCAAGAGAGGCUUGCGGGUGGGGGAGAAUGGGGGUGCAAAGGGGAGCCAGGAGGAUGCCGUCAUGAGAAGCAUGGACCAUCGAUCGCUGGGCGCGGACAAGUAA